This is a messenger RNA of Conger conger (European conger), 2886 nucleotides long. RefSeq names its product FHF complex subunit HOOK-interacting protein 1A-like. Lineage: Eukaryota; Metazoa; Chordata; Actinopteri; Anguilliformes; Congridae. The transcript has 11 exons. The record is from RefSeq and is a predicted model, not a curated record. The coding region runs from base 1 to 2886 and encodes 961 amino acids.
AUGAUGGCCUCCGUCAUCGCUGGUGGCAACCGGGACCGGCAGUCGCUCGUCCUGAGCGGGGUGGAUCCGGAGACCUGCAUGAUCGUGUUCCAGAACCACUGGGCCCAGGUGGUGAAGAUCCUGGAGAAGCACGACCCCUUGCGCAGCGGGGCGGGGUUCAGCGGCGGGAUGCGUUUCGGGCCCGUCCCGGGCGACGAGGCCAGCGCGGUGCAGAACUACGUAGAGCACAUGCUCUUCCUCCUGAUGGAGGAGGACUGCGGCCAGGGGGGCGCCAUGGGCCCCAUCCUGGAGUUUGUAGUGACGGAGAACGUGAUGGAGCAGCUCUUCCUCUGGAGCCUGAGGCGCGAGUUCACCGACGACAUGAAGGUGGAGCAGCUGAAGAUGUACGAGAUGCUGGUGGGCCAGUCCCGCCAGCCCAUCCUGCACCACAAGCCCGUACUGCGGCCCCUCAUGAUGCUGCUGGGGUCCUGCGUCGGGGCCGGGGCCCCUGCGGUGGAGGCCGAACUGGUGCUCCUGCUCAACCUGCUCUGCUCCAUCCUGGCCAAGGACCCUUCCAUCCUGGAGCUGUUCUUCCACACCAGCGAGGACCAGGGGGCUGCCAACUUCCUCAUCUUCUCCCUGCUCAUCCCCUUCAUCCACCGCGAGGGCCGGGUGGGCCAGCAGGCCCGAGAAGCCCUCCUCUUCAUCAUGGCCCUGUCGGCUGAAAACCAGGUGGUGGCCAGACACAUCGCAGAGAACACCUAUUUCUGCCCGGUGCUGGCGACAGGGCUCAGUGGUCUGUAUUCGUCCCUGCCCACCAGGCUGGCAGUACGGAGCGAGGAUUGGCACUGCCUCCAGGCAGAAGACUGGCAGCAGAUUCCCGCUCUGGUGCAGUUCCUCCACUCCCUGGAGUUCUGCAACGCUGUCAUCCAGGUGGCCCACACCUCAAUCAAAAACCAGCUGGUGGGGUACAUCUAUAAUGGCUUCCUUGUGCCUGUACUAGCCCCGGCUCUGCACAAGCUGACCGUGGAGGAGGUGAUGACCACCACGGCGUACCUGGACCUGUUCCUGCGGAGCGUGGUGGAGCCCGCCCUGCUGCAGACCUUCCUGAGCUUCGUCCUGCUGCACCAGCACGAGAGCGUGCACAUCCUGGACACGCUGGUCAGCCGCAUCAACACGCCCUUCCAGCUGGGGACCGUGUCAUUGGCCCUUUUCCGAACUCUGAUUGGUUUAAACUGCGAGGACGUGAUGCUGCAGCUUGUCUUGAGGUACCUGAUCCCCUGUAAUCACAUGAUGCUGAGCCAACGCAGGGUACUGCAGGAGAGGGACUGCUAUUCCACCUCCGCCGCCAAAAUUCUCAGCCUCACCCCCUCCUGCUGCAGCCCAGAGCUCCAGCUAGACCGCAUUCUCUGGUCGAAAAGCCUGGAGGGCCCCCUCCCCGGCCACACCGACACAGAGAAGCUGUUCUCAGAUGAGGAUGGUACUGCAUUCUCCUGUGUCAUUGGGGCCCAGAUUCUCAAGGACGUUACCUACCUUCAGUACCUGCACGAUGCCCAUAGCUGCAUCGCCUCUUGCGUCAAGGCGUGUCGUGUGUGGUCAGCCCCGUAUGACGGCGUGGACCCUCCCCCCGAACACUGCCAGGGCCUCUCCCUGGACGAGGGGGGGAAGCAUCCUUCCAGGAGGACGCAGAGACCUCGGCCCUCCUCAGACCUGGGCUCCGCCGGGGAGCAGGUCAACCACCUGGAGCUGGAGUGGGACGAUAGUUACGAUGCCGUCCUACCCCCCGAAGAAGAGAGCGGCCCCGAGACCAGGCCCUCAGUUCCUGCAGAGCCCCCCAAGCACAUCCAGGAGAUGAGGAAGAAUGCCAUCAUGCUCAUCAGAGGCUCCUACAUCGAGGAAUCCGACUUCCAGGAUGACGUUCUGGUCUACAACCUCAUCGCACAGAAGGACACCAAGGAUGUAGUGGAGCCUAGCCGGCCAAAGGCCCAGAACACAGCGGCCGUUAAAAAGCACCAGCAGGAGGAGGGGUUGGCUCAGUGUCAGCCCACCCAGCCACUAAGUAACGGCCUGAGCUCUCCACAGCACCACCCAGAGGUGAAAGAACAGAACAACAACGCCUGUGACCACAACUCCAAGCUCCAUGUUCGGGCGAGUCAGCCCGAAGAUGACUUCAUGUCCCAGUACUACGAGCUCAUCCGCACUUUGGGGGUGAACCCAACAAGCCCGGUGAAAGGAGAGGGGCAGUUCCGAAAGCUGGUCAGCCCCGCAGAAGAAGACGAGGUGGACUUUACGUCGUUCGACAUCGACUCGCCAGAGCUCGAGAAAACUCCCUCACCCUUUGGGUCAAAGAACCACAGCGGGGCCUGGAGUCAGGCAGUACCUUUCACCGGGCCAUUCAUCAGCGUGUUGCUGUCCCGCCUGGAGAACAUGCUGGAAAACUCCAUCCACGUUAACCUCCUGCUGACGGGGAUUCUGGCACAGCUAGCCGCCUAUCCCCAGCCUCUGCUGCACUCCUACCUGCUCAACACCAACAUAGUGCUCCAGCCGAGCGUCCGCUCUGUCUACCAGGUCCUUGCGUCUGUGAAGAACCAGGUCGAGCAGAAGGCUGCAGCCAAGAAAGACUUCCCAGAGCUGGUGAGGGCUGUGCAGCAGUACCUCUUGGCUAGAGACGACGUUCUGCGCAACCGAGAGCUACUGCUCUCGAAUGGAGACUGGCUUCCCAAUGGACAGGAGGACAGGACACUUGUUGCCAGCAGGAUUACGAGGAACCUGCCGCCCCCUCCCAAAAUCCCUCCCCAGCUCUGCAACGGGGUGUUCGCCACGGCCCUCUUCGGUGAAUUUCUCAAAGAACUGGCGGCCUUCGCUCAGGAACACUCUAUCCUCACACACACACCGCAGGAGGACUAG